Colletes gigas is the source of this 1069-nucleotide messenger RNA. RefSeq names its product cytosolic Fe-S cluster assembly factor NUBP1 homolog (gene Nubp1). Gene Ontology annotation, cellular component: cytosol. Gene Ontology annotation, molecular function: ATP-dependent FeS chaperone activity; ATP binding; 4 iron, 4 sulfur cluster binding. The coding region runs from base 15 to 989 and encodes 324 amino acids. Gene Ontology annotation, biological process: iron-sulfur cluster assembly. The transcript is spliced from 7 exons. The record is from RefSeq and is a predicted model, not a curated record. Lineage: Eukaryota; Metazoa; Arthropoda; Insecta; Hymenoptera; Colletidae.
CAGUCAAAUUCAACAUGGCAGAUGUACCUACUGAUGCACCACAACAUUGCCCCGGUACUACAAGUAAAGAUGCGGGCAAAGCAUCUAUGUGUGCAGGAUGCCCAAAUCAAACACUAUGCGCAUCUAAUGUUACAAAACAACCGGAUCCUGGUAUAGCUCUUGUCAAGGAAAGACUUUCUACAGUCAAAAAUAAAAUAUUGGUAUUAUCUGGCAAAGGCGGAGUUGGGAAAAGCACUGUAACAUCAUUGGUAUCCAGAUCUUUAGCAGCAACCAAUCCUCAUAUAAAUGUUGCAGUAUUGGAUAUUGACAUAUGUGGGCCAUCUCAACCAAGAGUGUUAGGUGUCUUAGAAGAACAAGUUCAUCAAAGUGGAUCAGGAUGGUCUCCAGUAUACAUAGAGGACAACUUGUCCCUAAUGUCUAUUGGAUUUUUACUUGCUAGUCCAAGUGAUGCAGUAAUAUGGAGAGGACCAAAAAAGAAUGGGAUGAUUAGACAAUUUCUGUCGGAAGUUGAUUGGGGCAGUUUAGAUUACCUGAUUUUAGAUACACCUCCCGGCACAUCGGACGAACAUUUAUCGGCUACAUCUUAUCUUAAAGGUGCAGGUAUUACAGGAGCAAUAAUUGUGACAACCCCGCAACAGGUUGCACUAUUGGAUGUGAGAAAGGAGAUUGAUUUUUGUAGAAAAUUAAACGUCCCAAUCUUAGGUGUUGUCGAAAAUAUGAGUAUUUUUGUUUGUCCUAAAUGUAAGGAUUCUGUCGAGAUAUUUCCUGCAUCGACGGGCGGUGGACGUGCAAUGGCCAAAGAAUUGAACGUAGAAUUUCUUGGUUCUUUGCCGGUAGAUCCGCUUUUGGCUAGAUGCUGCGACGAGGGCAGAAAUUUUUUAACGGAAGUUCCGGACUCGCCAACCGUUCUUACGUUGCAAGAUAUAGUUCAAAAAAUCGUGGAAAAGUGCGAGGAACAGAAAGAAAAUUGUCAAAUCAAUUCAACGUGAUAAAAGAUGUAAUUUUUUAUUCCCGAAAAGUACAUGUGUAUUAAAGUUGCGUAUAAAAACAUGUAAAAAAUUUAGUUUUG